CGUGCAGCAGCCAAUUUAUCGACAGGAAACUUCCACAAACAUUGAGCGGAUUAUAAAAAUUAGAAUUAUAUAGACGCCGAGAGAUAGCCCAGAAUUAUAAAAUAUUGUUUAGUGAAUGCAUUUUUCCUAUUGGUCAAAGUGGUUGAAAAAUUAUUUCCAUCGACGGCUAUACUGAAGAGUUUGCUUGCGAUUUUGAAGUGCGGUGAAGCAGGGUUAUAGUCUGAUGCGCCGUAGUGCUUGAUUGACAGCUGGUCCCGGGUUCAAUGAGUUGGUGGUUCGGAGCGGGCGUUGCGCUGUUGGCGCUAGUCUGCAUAUUCCUUGCACGAUUUUUCCUAAUACUAGGGCGGAAUGAGACGCCAGAGGCCCGCAAGCGGGGCUCCGCCAGCAUUCUGGUGGUUAUCGGCUCUGGGGGACAUACCACAGAGAUUCUCAGGCUUGUGGGCAGCCUCUCUGCCUCAUACAGCCCCAGGCAUUACGUCAUUGCUGAAACAGACAGGAUGAGUGAAGACAAGGUCCGCACACUUGAGGCUGCCAGAGCUGAAGAAGGUCCUGAACCUCAGUUUACCAUUCACCGGAUUCCCCGUAGUCGUGAAGUACGUCAAUCUUGGGUGACUUCAGUGGUCUCUACACUAUUUGCCCUGUUGUAUUCCAUCCCACUGGUAUUCCAACUUAAACCAGACGUGGUUCUGUGUAACGGACCAGGGACGUGUGUGCCUCCCUGUAUAUCUGCCCUGUUGCUCGGAAUAUUUGGAAUGAAGAAGGUGCUGAUCCUCUACGUCGAGAGCAUCUGCCGUGUGGAAACGUUGUCCCUUUCUGGGAAGAUAUUGUACUGUCUGUCAGAUUACUUUUUCGUCCAGUGGCCCACGCUGCAGAAGAAGUACCCUAAGGCAGUGUUCCUUGGUCGACUGGUUUGAACAUAGUUUUGGAGACGGGGACACUGAUAGUAGAGAUAAUGUUUGCUUGCAGAUGCCAGGAAGCAGCUGCAGUGCAGAAUAAAUCACGCUCCAUACUCUGUAGGGAGGAGAACUUGCACUGAAAAGUUUGGUGUGAAUUUAUGAUUUUGUGGACUUAUUCACUAGAUUGACAUAUACAGUCUCAAGAUUGUUACCAGGCCAGAGAACAAAGUGUUAGCUAUGAACAUCAGAGUGUGAAGGAGUCAGCGUCCAAAUAAACAAUCUUACAACAUUCUAAACGCUAAUAGAUUCCUUUGUUACUCCCACUAUUUAGGAUUACAAAAUAAACAGUAUGUUUGUCAUUGCACCCUUUCAUUAUAAAAGUUUAUCUAUGCAUGAAUCGCCCAUUCUCUUACCCCCAUAAAUUUUGCUGGCUCAUGUCAUGUAUUUAGUGAUAGUUAAAGCCUUUUUCACCUUACGAGACCAACAAUUUUAAUGGAUCUACACCAACUAAUCUUCGAACAGUUCACUACAGUCCAUGACUACAAAUCAACAUAACAAAGAAAAAUGCAGAGUAUAUUGUGUAAUUGUUCGCCCCACUCCACUUGCCCAUCACCCACGCACUCCUCCACUCCUCCCAGCCCAUUUCCAUCAGUCCUCCCUACCUCUCUUAUUUCGUUCCACGCACCACCUUCCUUUCCUGUCAGAUUCCAUCAUCUGCAGCCCUCUCUUGCCUCCACCUGCCAUCUCCCAGCCUCUAUCGUUCUCUCCUCCAUCUGCCAAUCACUCCUCCUCACCUGUGUCCACCUCUCACUCCCCAGGGCAUGUCUCACUUUUCUCCUUUCCCUCUUUAUACUGCCUACUUCCACUCUUAUCUGUUUAGCUGAACUCUCAAGACUCUCAAUCCAAAAUGUUAACUGUCCAUUUCCCUCCACAUAUGCUUCCUUGCCCACUGAGUUGAUUGCAUUUUUCUCAGAUUUAAUAUUGUACUUUUCUUGAUUCAUAUUAGCCCUUUGCAAGAAUGAGUGUUGAAACUAUAUUCAUUGCAUCUCGAAAAUAGCAGGUAAGCACUUCAAAGAAGAUGCACACUCCAUUAGUCACUCCAAACGUUCAUUCCCUCCAUCACUGACAAACAGCAGCUACGGUGUGUGCCAUCUUCAAAAUGCAUCGCAGUUACUGAAUCAACAGCAUCUCUCAGGCCCUUUUACCAUCAAGAAGGACAAAACCACCAGGUGCAGUGAAGUACGGCCACCUGCAGACUCCCCUGACGUUGUGCGGUGUCCUUACUUGGAAAUGUAUUGCUGUUCUUCCAUAAUUGUCGGAUCUAAACCCUGGAUCCCCCUUCUCAAUGGCACUGUGGAAAUACCUUCAGCAGAGGGACUGCAGCAGCUGGAAACAUCUCCUUCUCAGGGCAGUUAGAGAUGAGCAAUAAAUACUGCCCUUACAUGCAAUGCCUAUAGUACCUAAAAAUGAAUAAAGAAUUUUUUUUUAAGUAAAAUCAGAUCUAAAAUCUGGGAUUUGCUCCCAAUGUCCUGCACAGGAGUCAGUUAAAAAGUCUGCCUUAAACUUGGCAGAGAUUCAAUGUGUACAGAAUGCAAUAAUAACUCAUGGGCAUCAGCCAGUUUCUUCGCUUUCAGUGUUGCUGGGUUAUGGUAAUUAUAUUCAAAAUGAAUUAAUGUGCAGAUUCCUAUCCUGACCUCAAUGUGUCAUGUUUAUUCUAUGUGAAAUGUAAAUGCUAUUUAUCUGCGUUAUGAACAGACACCAACUCAGAUUGGAGUUUAAAGAGUCUUUGAGGAAACUUCACAAAAACAGAUUUGUCCUGCAGACCUCAAUUCAUGCAGGCUACAGCUGGGAGCUACAAAUCACUUCCGGGAUUAAAAGAGGAAUCUAUUUGUAUUUAUGCUACUGUACUCAUGGAUGGACUCGCUUCAAUUUCAUUAAGCUUCUUAAACGUCCACUUCACUAACAAGGGCCAAGAGGGAAAAAAAAACUGCAAUUUGAGAUGGUGAAUCAAAAUCGACUGAGUUGAAGAAUAGCAAGAAGCUUUGCUAAAGCAUUGACCAUUCAUUAUAAUGUGCUAAACAGAAAAUUAAGAAGAAAAAAUGUUAUCAUUCGAUAUUGCAGGGAAGUGCAAAAGGUCUGCAGAUGGAAUUGGAGCAGCAUGGCAGUGUUGCUCCCCUUCUUACCCCUUUCCUUCUUCUCUUCCCCCUUCUUACCCCUUCUCCUUUUACCCCUCUUACCUCUUCUCCUCACCUGCCCAUCACCUCCCACUGAUGCCCCUCCUCCUUCCCUUUCUCCCAUGGUCACUCUCUUCUCCUAUCAGAUUCUUCCUUCUACAGCCCUUUACCCCUUCCACCUAUCACCUCCCAGCUCCUCAUGUCAUGCCUCCUCCUCUUACCCCCCUUACCUGGUCUUAAUUAACAUCUACCAACUUGUACUCCUCCCCCCCCCCACCUUAUUCUGGCUUCAUCGCUCUUCCUUUCCAGUCCUAAUGAAGGGUCUGGGCCUGAAACGUCAACUACUUAUUCCCCUCCAUUGAUGCUAUUUGACCUGCUGAAUUCCUUCACCAUUUUAUGUGUGUUGCUUAACAUAUUUGAACUUUUAAAUUUUUUAAACUUGUCUGUCCCUUUACCAUAUUGCACUUAGUUAAAAAUAACUCUGUGUCAAACUUUUGGUUACUUGCCUUAAUAUCUGUGUAUACAGUGCCUAUAAAAAGUUCCCCAUCCCCAAGAAGUUUUCAUGUUUUAUUGUUUUACAACAUUGAAUCACAGUGGAUUUA
Messenger RNA from Mobula hypostoma (lesser devil ray), 3672 nucleotides. RefSeq names its product ALG14 UDP-N-acetylglucosaminyltransferase subunit (gene alg14). Lineage: Eukaryota; Metazoa; Chordata; Chondrichthyes; Myliobatiformes; Myliobatidae. Gene Ontology annotation, biological process: dolichol-linked oligosaccharide biosynthetic process. Bases 264 to 914 code for a protein of 216 amino acids. Gene Ontology annotation, molecular function: N-acetylglucosaminyldiphosphodolichol N-acetylglucosaminyltransferase activity. The record is from RefSeq and is a predicted model, not a curated record. Gene Ontology annotation, cellular component: UDP-N-acetylglucosamine transferase complex. The transcript is spliced from 4 exons.